Molecule: messenger RNA, 4638 nt
Organism: Magallana angulata
Lineage: Eukaryota; Metazoa; Mollusca; Bivalvia; Ostreida; Ostreidae
Exons: 4
Coding region: 197-2812 (871 amino acids)
Biological process (GO): protein polyubiquitination; negative regulation of translation; proteasome-mediated ubiquitin-dependent protein catabolic process
Molecular function (GO): translation repressor activity; ubiquitin protein ligase activity; zinc ion binding
Source: RefSeq, a predicted model, not a curated record
ACGUUGGAAACAAAUUCCCGGUUUAAGGCGUUUAAAACUGCAAAUGCAAAGACCUGUUAUGGACAAUGUUCAUAUCAAGAUAGUUGACAACAUGGUUUGCCAAAGAAAAUUAUUAGAUUAAUAAAAUGGACAACAUUCAAUAAGACGAGAACAUAUAGAACGAGAUUGUGAAUGGUAUACAUUGACGAUCCACAUCAUGUCCGCCAAUACUGGGCAUCCAGCAAGCAUCAUGUACAGAGUUAAUGUGUGCUCUAAGUGUCCGGAGCACACAGAAUAUUAUUGUGAAUCAUGCCCAUGUGAUUUGUGUAUACAGUGUAAAGAAAACCACGUAAAAGAUCUUAAAACAGUAGACCAUCAAAUUAUGGCAUAUAGGGAUAAAUUCAACUACAUCUCAAACGAAGAGAUCUGUGUGAGACAUCCCAGCAAUGUUUAUAUAAAGUACUGUGAACCUUGUAACCUCCCCGUUUGUUAUUUUUGUACAAUACGUAAAAAACACAAAAUUGUUGAGUUUAUAACAUCAUUUAAAUCAAAGCAACAACUACACAGAGGAACAAUUCACACCAUCAGAAGUGAGACCCUCUUUCACAGACCCUAUCUCCUGUCAGGAAUCAAAGCCGAUUUCAAAACCUGUCGAACAGUAUUCUCUCUCUAUCAAUCUCUGAUGGCAACAAAAGCCCAGACAAUGAAGGAUCUUAUUGACUAUGUGCAAAACGAUUCCAUGUACAAUGUGUUUUGUGACUUUGAUUUCAAACACAGAUGUUUAAAACAGAAACUAGAAAUGAUCAGACAUAUUGGCAACCUACAGAAAUUUUUACGUAGGUAUGAACAGUCAGCAGUUAAUCCGCUACAGUUUCUAUCAUUCAUAAAGACAGCCAGCCUUUCUUUUAUACAUCUUACUCUUCACGCCAGCCAUCUGUCUAUGACUGAGUCACUCAAUAAAGUAAGUGUGGUAGAGUCCUUGAGUGGAAUUCAAAUCACAGAGAAAGGAAACCGACGCGUAGGAAAUGAUUAUCUGUUGAAAUUGAUGCCAGGUCCUCAGUUCCAUCAAUCUUUUACAACAACAGAUGUCCAUCGUUGUUUCCACAUUUCCUGUGUAACGUCAGACCGUUUUUGGGUCAAUGAUAUAAAAAGUCUUAUUUUGAUCAAUUCAAAUGGUGAAAAACUUUAUCACCUCAGUAAUUUUUGUCGAGGUUUACUUGGAGGAAUACACACAGUAAACAAUGAAAGUGAACUUAUCUUUAUUGACAUAUACUAUAACAUUAACAAACUUUCAAAGGACAAAACAAAGUUCAUUACAUUUAUAGAGACAACAGACACAACAUGGGAACCACAAUGUGUUUACUGGUCCCCAUACAAUGAAGAUCUACUUGUUGGGUUGUAUAACUAUGAUAAUUAUGCACGAAAGAUAGCCCGAUACAACAAGACUGGACAACUAACCAAAACAAUACAACACGAAAACACAGGAAGGGAACUCAAAAUUGGAUCUAUCUAUAUAACCGAAAACAACAAUAGAGAUAUAUUGAUGUCUGAUUAUAAGUGCGGUGCUGUAGUGGUGACAGAGCGUGGGGGAAGACAUCGUUUCUCCUACACAGGUCUUCAAACUAACUCGGGGUUUCUUCCAAGAGGAAUAUGUACUGACGCACUGUCACAUAUCAUUGUGUGCGAUGAUAUGACCGAUACAGUGCAGAUGAUAAAUAAAGAGGGCCGGUUUUUAUCAUAUCUAUUGAUUAGACCAUUCGGGAAAACAUCAGCACGCAGCUUAUGUUAUGAUGUCAACACUCACCGUCUCUUGGUCGGACUAUGCAAAAACAGACUAUGUGUCUACAGGUAUAUCACCAGACAGGACGCUCUAACAGAGCAAUAUGAGGAAAUGAAGUCAUUGAGUGAAAUCCAAAGAGAUCGUGAAACAAAAGAUCCUCUGAACCUGAUGUUAGAUCAUUUUCUCGAACUGGCAGGUGUUGAUAGUUGUUUUCACAUAUCUUGCUUGGCAGUUGACCAGAUCUGGGUCAGUGAUAGAACUAAUAUCAUUUUGACAAAAAUAACUGGCCAGAUACUACAUCAUCUAACAGAUUCGUGUAGAGAUGGAUAUGCCACAGGAUUACACACAGUGAACAGUGAUAGUGAAUUAAUUUAUAUAAAUAGAAAUUAUAACAUUAAAAAGCUGUCAAACGACAACAAAACGACCAUCACAUUUAUAGAGAGAACAGAUAACUCUACCUCUACAUGGAGACCCCGGUGUGUAUAUUGUUCUCUGUCCACCGGUGAUCUUCUGGUUGUCAGGUAUUACAUACACACUGGAACAAGCACAGUAAACCGAUACAACCAAACUGGAGAACUAAAACAAAUCAUACAAAAUGACAGCACAGGAGUUGAACUGUAUAUGGAACCUAACUAUAUAACAGAGAACAAUAAUGGGGACAUCGCUGUGUCCGAUUAUGAUGCUGUAGUGGUGACUGAGCGUGAAGGAAGACAUCGUUUCUCCUACACAGGACAUCCAGCAGGAUCAGUACUACGGCCACGUGGAAUCUGUACUGACGCGCUGUCACACAUCUUGGUGUGUGAUAUUAGAACCAAAUCAGUACAUAUGUUAGACAGAGAUGGUGAAUUCCUGUUACAUUUACUUUCAAAAUCACUUGAGAUGGGUGAACCAAUUAGCCUGAGCUAUGAUAUCAACACUCACCGUCUUUUGGUCGGAUCACAUAACAUCAAAUUGUGCGUCUACAGAUAUAUCUCCGGAAAUUACUCUCUGACAGUAGAAGAACCAGCACCCCGUCCUGAUGAUGAUGGUUUGUCCAGUUCAACACCAGCCUGAGAAUGAAGAUGGACCAGACGUAAAUGUUUCCGUACAAUUCUAGUCCGCCGUCGUAAUAGAUUUUUUCUAAGCCAACCCAAUCUGAAGAAUCAAAUGAUGUCUGUCUGUCUGACUGUGUGUUCGUUCGUCUGUCUGUCUGUCUGUUCUCAAGUGUAAAUUGUGAUGCGAUAUCUUAAGUAGUUUUUAACAUCCAGUUUUCAAAAUUCAAAUAUUGGUAUCACAUGGAUGGAGGAAGGUGCAUAUAUUUUGAGGUCGUUUGCAUUUUAUUGUUUUAAGCUUGAUAAUUUUAUUGAGUAUUAUUGCUAAAGACUUGAAAUAUCUUUAGAAUUUGAGGUCAAUUGUUGUCCAGUCAAUUAAUGAUAAUUUCUUCAAUCAUUUCCUUUAAAAGUUUUUUACACGACUUUUUGCGUAUCUAUACCUUAGAACGUUUACAUCUUGAACAAAUCUAUUUUAUAGAUAAAAGGAAGACUUCUACAUAUAUAAGGUUGACUGCUGGAAGAUUAAGGUCUCAGUUUUUUAACCAUUCAAUUUUUCAUCACACACUAUCUUAUUAAGUUCUAAACAUACACAUUUAUAGGUUUGGAACAGUAGUAUCUGGUCGGUAGUGUAAUACCUAUGUAAUUUAGAGUACUUGCUUAUAAGAAAAGGUUACGUGUUUAAAAUAUGUAUAUGUCUAGAUAUUCUACAAGAUUUCUUUUGAGGUAUAGGAUUAUCUAUAUUGCCACAUUUAAAUGCUUGUACCAUCAACUUGGCAUGGUAAAGUACUUUUAGUACAUUGAUUUUGAUUUUCUUUCUUUCACCUGUUUUUCUCUCCGUCCCUUUCUCUCAUUUCUUGCAAUGAUAUUGUGCUAUCUUACCCCUAGUAUUUUGUGUUUACCUAGUAAAAUUAAACGAUAUUUUAGUUUUGAAAAUUGUACUUGAAAAUUAAUUCUAAAUUUUACCGUUGCUACGCUGUAAUUUAGCAGCAUGUUUGUUUCCGUUACAUUGCUUUUCAAUUCUAUUUUGAAAAGUGUUUAUUGAUAAGUUGAUUAAAGCAUUAUUAUUUGUUGUACUUCAUAAAUUAUAGAAGUGUUCGACGACACAGAAACAUAAAUGAAUGUUUACAGUGUUAUAUAUUUGACACGUGAUAUACUACAGUUCUAGUAAUGGUUAAAGAGCAUUUCAUUCAUCAUUCAUCGUUCGCGUAAUUUGACUUUAAAGGUGCAUUAUCAUGAUUUUGGUCCAAAAAAAAAAUUUUCGUUUAUAUGUUUAUAAUACUUCAGUAAUGCAUUUCUAAUAGUUUACACAAAAUCUAUUUUAUCUAUAUCUAUCAAUUAUCUAUUUUUAGAAUAUUUUGCUUGUAUCUUGUCAACAACCAAUGAACUUUGCAGCACUGUAAUUACGUGAAAGUCACUUUUGUUAUAACCCUGGUUUGUGAAGGACGUUUUUAUGUAAACAGAGAGAUUAUUUGUGUGUAAAUUUAUACUACACCAUCUCCAUUACAUCUAAAUGAUUUAUAUUUGCCACCUUAAAUUUUACAUAGGUUUGGUUUUCAAAAUGUAUUGUAUAUGUCACCUUAAUUUUUACGUUGUUUUGGUUUUUCAUAUGACAGGGAGAUCCCCCUGCCAUUUUGUAUAGUUUGUAUAUAUGUUACCUUGCGAUCUUCCCAUCUUCUAAAUGUGUAUUCAUCAAUGAUGAUUAUGUCUUACUUAUUCUUUAGCGAGAUCCCGCUGCUUGUCUGAAAUUAGGUGCUUAAUAAGUCUUUCCAUGUUUAUCUGGGAUCUCCCUAGUAGUUAAGGUAGUUUAUUCGUAGUUAGUUGUUUAUCUUCGUCAUUAAUAAAAUGACA